Messenger RNA from Xenopus laevis (African clawed frog), 1944 nucleotides. It is a transcript of the gene tmem86a.S, whose product is annotated as MGC80058 protein. The transcript is spliced from 3 exons. NCBI's taxonomy places the organism in Eukaryota, Metazoa, Chordata, Amphibia, Anura, Pipidae. The coding region runs from base 232 to 945 and encodes 237 amino acids. The record is from RefSeq and is marked predicted.
AUUCAGCGGAGACACAAAGCGAGCAAGUAAAUUGCUGGAGGCUGCGGUGGGACUGGGAGAGACUUGGGGGAACAUAGGAAAGCGGAACAGAAAAGAAAGAAGCAGGGACCAGACAGUGGGUGCAGGGAUCACAAAGCUGAGGGACAGGGACUAGUCAAGGUGCCGGCCCGGGGAUCAGGCAGUGGGUGCAGGAAGGUACCGGUUUGCAUGUUCUGCUCCCAGCCGGCAGUCAUGGUGUCUCCAGUUACUGUGGUGAAGAGUGAAGGACCAAAGCUGGUGCCAUUUUUCAAGGCCACUUGUGUGUAUUUUGUCCUGUGGCUUCCGACCUCCAGCCCGUCCUGGUUCAGUGCCCUCAUUAAGUGCUUGCCCAUCUUCUGCCUGUGGGUUUUCCUCCUGGCCCACGGGCUGAAUUUCCUGGUCACUCAUCGUUGCGCCAAAAGGAUCUUGGCUGGACUAAUAUUCUCGGCUGUGGGAGACGCCUUCCUGAUUUGGCAGGAACAGGGAUACUUUGUGCACGGGCUGCUCAUGUUCGCCAUCACCCACAUCCUCUACUCCUCAGCAUUUGGGAUGAAACCACUGGACCUGCGCACUGGGAUAUUCAUUGGACUGAUUUCUGGCGCUCUAUACACGUUCCUUUACACCUACCUCUCAGGCCCCUUCACCUACCUGGUCGCUGUCUACACCGCCCUCAUUGCCUUCAUGGGCUGGAGGGCUGUCGCUGGGGUGCAGCUCUGGAACGACCUCUGGACCUGGACCAAGCUCUCCGCCUGUAUUGGUUCUGUCCUCUUCAUCGUAUCCGACCUGACCAUCGCUGUCAACAAGUUCUGCUUCCCGGUGCCAUGUUCUCGGGCCAUCAUCAUGGCUACCUACUACGCAGCCCAGAUGCUGAUCGCCCUGUCAGCAGUUGAGUGCCAGGAUGAGAAUGACUACAGGAAGAGGAAGUAAGACAUCACCAGGGCGGUUUUGGAUUUGCUUUGACUGACGUGAAACCGGGUUCCUUUAGUUGAGAUUCCCCCCCCCACACUUCUCUGUGAAGAACCCUCUGCUGGACAAUGUGCUGUGUAUUGUGUGUCUCUGGAGGCCCAACAUUAUGUUGCUUAUGGUGAACCCAAUGGGCCCAGUCACACACUGUACCCUCACUGUACCCCAUGUCAUUAGUCUUAUCUUCUGUGUUCGCCUUAUUCCAUUUAAGUUGGACAGGAAUACUGCUUUUGCCUAGGAUGGAUCCCCCUAGCUCUAUAGAAUUUUAGGGGCAUAUGUUGGGUGUGGGUGGGGCAAAACUGUUGAUAUGGGUGGUACAUAAAGGGCAGAACUGUAGGUGUGGGAGGGGUAGGGCAAGAUGGAGACAGUAGGGCACAAAGCAAACCUGCAGUUGUUUUUAAUCUUUCCACAAAAGCCUGUGGCUCUUUGACAUGCUGGGGGCAACAGCUGUACCCUUCACCUAGAGAGACCCCAGUAUUCCCUGGACUGAACUGCAAUGUGACAUCCUUUCCUGAUUCUGGCUCACACUUGUACUAUAAAGGGAUCUGCAUUUCCUACUGUUAGAGACUUCUGUGUUGCCUGCACUCACAUUGGGCAUUAUCAUGGUAUUUACCCUCACACAGGGAAUUUGUACCAAGCUGGUGUUUCAUAGGGCCCCUAUUUGAUGCGCCACCUUCUAUCACUAAGGGUGGACUGAAGAGCAAGGAUGGGAACCCGUGGCCCCCUAGAAUUUGGGUUGAAUACCAUGUCGGGGGGCACAUUGCACUUCUUGCUUUAGAGUUUCUGCCAGGUUGUAUCAGACAGGGGCUGGACCAUUAACCUUCUCUUGUCUGCAUCAGGUAGAGUCUCUCAGGGGCCAGACUCUUGCCAUUAUUGUAUAACAAUCCGUUUUCUUUCUUCUGUGAUUUCAUGAACAGUAACUGAUUUGCUUUGAUACAUGCAGUACAGAAAGUCAGUGAUUAA